This is a messenger RNA of Saccostrea cuccullata (small rock oyster), 3170 nucleotides long. RefSeq names its product protein O-mannosyl-transferase TMTC3-like. The transcript is spliced from 21 exons. Gene Ontology annotation, biological process: protein O-linked glycosylation via mannose. Gene Ontology annotation, molecular function: protein binding; mannosyltransferase activity. Lineage: Eukaryota; Metazoa; Mollusca; Bivalvia; Ostreida; Ostreidae. The record is from RefSeq and is a predicted model, not a curated record. Bases 209 to 2770 code for a protein of 853 amino acids. Gene Ontology annotation, cellular component: endoplasmic reticulum.
UAUGAUUAUGUGGCAUGUAUGAUUUCCUGUUAUUGAAACCGGUUUUAAACUUUUUUUGUGUCAUGUUUCCAGCAUGUUCAGCGUCAAUUCUGAUUUAAAUCAAGAUAAUGCCAUUAACGAAAUGUAAAUUAACCACUCUAGCAUGUAAUCCACACAUCUACAUCUUCUCUACCCCUCAACUUUCUGAGAUCUCUACAAAUUCCUGAGGAUGGAGACUCGAGUGAUAUACUCCGUGGUUGUCGUGGUGACUGUGGCGUUGUGCUACUACAAGGCCCUGGGGUGUGGCUUUGUUUUCGAUGACAUGUCGGCCAUUGUGGAGAACAAGGACCUCAGACCACGGACUCCAGUAGUGAACCUCUUCUGGAACGACUUCUGGGGGACUCCUAUGAGAAUGGAGAAGAGUCACAAGUCGUACAGACCUCUGUGUGUUCUAACGUUUCGAAUGAACUACGCAGUCAGUGAACUGGAACCAAUGUCUUACCAUCUAGUCAAUGUCGUCCUCCAUGCCAUCAUGUGUUUGUUGUUUAUGAAAGUUUGUAACAUGUUUUUGAGAGAGUUAACCAGUUUUAUAGCAGCCCUGUUGUUUGCCGUUCAUCCUAUCCACACUGAAGCAGUAACUGGAGUGGUGGGGCGAGCUGAGGCAUUGUCUUCCAUAUUCUUUCUGGCAGCAUUAAUCACGUAUUCCAACUGUACCUCAUAUCACGGCAAAAUUAAGUGGCCUCCCUUGAUAGGAACCGUGGUACUGGUUACCAUAGCGAUGUUGUGUAAAGAACAAGGGAUCACUGUUAUUGGAGUGUGUUGUGUGUAUGAAAUAUUUGUGGCUCAAAGAGCAUCAUUCCAAGAGCUCUUAGCCAUUUUGGGAAGCUUUAUCCGAGGGAAGCCACACAUUCCCUCCUGGUUAAGGAACUCCAUUGUACGUGCCAUAUUUUUAGUUGGGACGACUGUCUGUUUACUGAUGGCCAGAAUUAAAGUUAUGGGGGCCCAGCUUCCAGUGUUCACCAGAUAUGAUAACCCAGCUUCCAUGGAGAACACUCCAGUAAGACAGCUGACUUAUAACUACCUGCUGCCAAUCAAUGCUUGGCUCCUCCUCUUCCCCUCAGGGCUGUGUUGUGAUUGGACGAUGGGAACAAUCCCAGUGAUCAGUUCUAUACUGGACCCCAGAAAUCUUAUAACUCUGGCAUUUUAUGCUGUUUUAGGGAAAUUUAUACUUUUUAUGCUGCAAGGACAAGAUAAGAGAAACAGGGCCAUAAUCAUGAGUUUUUCUCUGCUGAUCCUCCCGUUUAUCCCCGCCUCUAACCUGUUUUUCCCCGUGGGGUUCGUGGUGGCGGAGCGGAUCCUAUACACCCCCAGUAUGGGCUUCACCAUGUUAGUGGCUCUAGGGCUACAGAUUCUGAUGGACAACAAACAGAAUCUUAAGCCAUUACUCUGGGCUAUGUUGGGGAUGCUUCUUUUUACCCACAGUCUGAAAACCUUCGUAAGGAAUGGAGAAUGGGAGUCCGAAUACAGCAUUUUCAGAUCAGCAUUAAAAGUCAACACCAAAAAUGCCAAACUAUUUAACAAUGUGGGACAUGCGUUAGAGAAGUAUGAGAAAUAUUCGGAGGCCUUGGAGUACUUUGAGAAGGCUGUCAGUGUUCAACAUGAUGACAUUGGAGCCCACAUCAACGUAGGAAGAACGUAUAACAACAUGAACAUGUCCAAGGAAGCAGAGGCUGCCUACAAGAAAGCUCUUAGUUACUUCCCACAAAUACAGCCCGGCAAAAGUUACCAGGCUCGCAUUGCUCCAAAUCACCUGAAUGUUUAUCUCAACCUGGCAUCUCUUGUCAGCAAAGACCCCACCAGACUGCUAGAGGCUGAUAAGUACCUGAAGACAGCUGUUAGUAUGAGACCAGACUACAUACAAGGAUACAUAAACCGGGGGGACAUCCUAGUCAAACUGGGACAGAAAGAGGAGGCAUUAGAAGUGUAUAACAUUGCCCUGAAGUAUGAACCUGACAAUGCAGAUGUUCAUUAUAAUAUUGGAGUGGUUUUACUGGAGCUAGGACGACCAGAGGAGGCUAGGAAGAGUUUUGAAACGGCUCUUCUCCAUGAACCAGACCAUGAGCAAUCACUGUACAACUCUGCCAUAAUGAUUCAGGAGUCUGGAGAACCGAGACAGUGGCCUGAGGCCAUUAGAAGACUUUCAAAACUAAUUAAGAAGGAUCCUAAGGAGCCCAAGUACUAUUUUACCCUGGGGAUGAUUCACAUGGACAUGAAGGACUACCUCGAGGCGGAGAGGGACUUCAAGAACUGCAUCAAGUUUGACCCCUUCUUCAGGAGUGCUUUGUUUAACCUGGCUCUGAUGUUGAACAACAACUUAAACCGACCACUAGACGCCAUUCCUUACCUGGAAACUCUCAUUGAGAAUGAGCACUUCAAGCAUUACCCAGAGCAUACCAAAGCCUUACUUCUGAUGGGAGACAUUAAUGUGAAUGCCCUCAAAAAGCUUGACGAAGCAGAGAAGAACUUUGCCCGGGUGGUGCAGCUGGAGCCCAAAAAUGUGCAGGCCCACCACAAUUUGUGUGUGGUGUACGUGGAGCGCGGCGACCUGAUCCGUGCGGAGAAAUGUCUGAUGGCAGUCCACAACAUGGCUCCCACGGAACAGUACAUCAUUAAUCACCUCAAUAUCGUCAGGACCAAACUUAACGAACUGAUUAAAAAACGACAGGAGGAGAUGAAGAAUCAAAAACCAGGCCAACCUCUAAAAGGCCAACCUCCAGCAAACAAACCAUAGCUCGCAUACAUUUACAUGCAUAGUCCCAGAGGUUGAUGAAUAGAUUUUGAACUUUUUUUAUUUUAGUUUUGUUAAUGACUCACAUGUGUGGCAAAAGUAUAGUAUAUUUUAGAAAUCUGAGGGCUUAUUCAUGUGAAAAUGUUCAGAGUGCUUAGUUUAUAAUUCGAAGAAGUCCUUAAAGUAUACAGUACAUGUAUAAAGUAUUAUAUGAAAAAAAAAUUGUAUCAAUUUAUUUGCACAUUUGUAAUAUGAAUUAAUUCACUUCUGCCUGAAAUGAAAAAAAUGAGAAGAAAAAGGAAUAAUUUAGAUGUCUGAUCUCUGACAAUUACUCUUUUAAAAAAAUUGAUAAUUGGUUUACUUAAAAAAAAUUAUAUAUUAAAAUCUGAAACUUUAAUACAGA